Messenger RNA from Prunus dulcis (almond), 1200 nucleotides. RefSeq lists its product as uncharacterized. NCBI's taxonomy places the organism in Eukaryota, Viridiplantae, Streptophyta, Magnoliopsida, Rosales, Rosaceae. The record is from RefSeq and is a predicted model, not a curated record. The transcript is spliced from 2 exons. Bases 66 to 1043 code for a protein of 325 amino acids. Gene Ontology annotation, molecular function: polysaccharide binding.
CGGCUACCUGUUUCACUCUGUUCACACACUACCUCUUCAUUUCUUUCACUCAUACAAAACAUUCCAUGCCAAUUGCCACAGUAACUAAUUUUCAAAUCUUCACAAAAAAAAUAAUGUGGAGCCACUCUCAGUCAAAACGACUCAUCACCCUCCUCAGCCUCCUCCUCCACUUCCUCCCCGCCCUAACCCUCUCCCCGUGCCGCACCACCUGCGGCCCCAUCCCCGUAAACUAUCCCUUCGGCCUCGACGACGGCUGCGGCGCGCCGCAGUUCCGUGGCAUGGUCAACUGCUCCACCGACCUCUUCUUCACCACCCCAUCCGGCAACUACAAAGUCCAGUCUAUCGACUACGACAAGAAAAACCUCGUCGUUUACGACCCCGCCAUGUCAACCUGCUCCAUCCUCCAACCCCACCACGACUUCCUCUUGACCCCUAUCCAGUCAGCCAUAAUCCCACCGACCUCGGACACCGUCUUCGCCCUCCUCAACUGCUCCGUCGACUCCCCUGUCCUCAACCACUACAAGUCCCUCUGCUUCAACUUCUCCGGCCACUCCUGCGACGAGCUUUACAACUCAUGCAACGCGUUUCGGCUUUUUCGGUUGGGCAUGGGGUUAAGCAACGGGACUAAUAGUACUGGAAGUACUGAUUUUGUUCCGCCGUGCUGUUUUACGGGGUAUGAUACUGUGAAGUUCAUGAGCAUGAAUAUUUUGGACUGUACGCAUUAUACUAGCGUGACUAAUACGGAUCGGUUGAGAGGUUUGGGACCGUUGGAUUGGAUUUAUGGGAUUAAGUUGAGCUUUGCGGUUCCGGAUACUGGGUGUGAGAGAUGUGCUCAGUCCGGUGGGACUUGUGGGUUUGAUACUGAGACUCAAGUGUCUCUCUGCCUCUGCUCUACUUUCACCAAUUCUACUAGAGAAUGUGCUGCAGGCAGUGAUACGGCAGAAGGAAGUCAUUGCGCUGCCUCGAUACUCUUUCAAGCAUUCUUUGUGAUUAUGGGGGCAUUGUUAAUCUGCUUGCAUGAUUUUAAUCUUUCUUUUAUUUGAGAUUAUUCUACUUCUAGGAGCAUUUUUGUUUUCUUUUUUUCAUUCGCAUGAUGCUGAUCAUGACCCUUUUGAAGUUUGUUGUUGACAAUGUAAAGCACUGAUUGCGUUUAGUGACACGAUCGGCUGGAAGCAAAAGUUACUUUUGCAGUGUACAAUA